UUUUUGUUUUGUAUAAUUUGUAAAGUUUAAUAUUUCUACACCUUCUUUUUUUUUAUCUAUAUUUAGUAUUUUGUUUUUUAGUGGAUUAUAAAAAAAAAUGGGGAGUGAGGAUAUCUUGACAAUUUUCUUGGUUAUACUUGGGCUAAUAAAUUUGGUUCAACUGGUUGAUGUAACUACAUCUAAAUCUGAUGAGACAACAGGAAUUGAAUCCUUGAAAUCUACACCAGCCCCUAGCUGGCAUGUCCAUGUUCAUGAGGUGAGAAAAUUCACGGCUAGUUAAUAUCUUGAUUUGAAAAUUUAUUUGUAGAGCACUUAUUCAGCUAGAGUUAGUUAAAAAGUAAAUAUAAAGCACAAUGAUAUAUGUUUAUACUUGAAUUAAAUAUUUUUGAUUAGCCUAGGUCCAUGUUUUUGCCUGAGUGUUUAAAUAAAUGGUCACAAAGAGCAUUCACAAGUACAGCACCAUGUUCACACCUGCCCUUAAAUGGACUUGAGGGAUGAACUGGGUGAAUCUUUAUUAAUUGAUUUAGGUCCUACAAGAAACUUGUUUUGUCCUCUUCUGUACCUUGUUAGGGAUUCUAACCAACUGCAAUCCCUCCUAAAUUCCCUAAAAGUUACAGUUAGUCUCCACUUUUAUGAUCAUCAAAUUCUUUUUCCAGAUUUCUUAUUAAUGUUACAUAUAACAAUGGCGUUUCAAAACAGUUUUAAAUAUUUCAUUUGAUAUCAAUAUCUUCAACAACAAAAACAGGAAGGAAGCAACAAUGUCACCUUUAAUGUCACCCUUGAUACUAUCACUUUAAAAGAGAGUUUUUUCUUUACAAAAAAACUUUUUGCAAAGUAUGGUGAUCAGCAGAAUUUAAAUCAGAGUGAUCUCACCUUGCUUUUACAUCAUCUGGGACUAGGCCAAGCCCAUGGUGAGUCAAACUCAAAGCUGUUGUUUACCAAGGGAACAUAUUUUCAUUUAAUUUCUCAAUUAUAAAAUGUUUAGUUUUAAGUCACCUUUAAUUAUUAAUGGCUUUGGUCAAAGAUUAAUUUUACCUAGAUCCCCCUUUAUGAACUUGUUCCUUUAUUCAUGUCUAGAUCAUGGCCUUCACAAACGUUCAGCUGGAACCGUUCACAUACAUACAGAUCAUGAAAAGGUAUUUACCGGUAUUAUGUUAUGCUGUUGAUAUUUAAACCUGAUUAUAUGAACUUGUCUCAAGUGAGCCAACUGGAUAGAGUAAAACCAUUUACAACUAACUAACACAAUUUUGUUGUUUUAUAACUUAAACUUAAAUGUACCUCAGGAAAGUUAACAUUAAAUUAAGGGCUCUUAAAUGUAGGUCCCAGACCUAACUUUCUUUCACAUUUUUCCAUCUUGAGAUUAAAUAGAACGUUUUACAUUUUUUCGCACUUAGUAGUUACCUAUUGUAUAUUUUGCACAGAGUAGACUUUUUAAAAAAAAAAAACAUUGUGCACAGUUUGACAAUUGUAGAUGUUGCACACAGUCGAGCAAUUUUUUUAUAUUUUCCAUGCAAUUGACAAUUGGAAGAUUUUGCACACAGUGCUUCUGCUGUCCCAGUUUGAUGUUUUUUUAAUGCUAAUAUUUUGACCUCCUUUUUGUGUGUAGGAGCAGAUGUUUCUCUAUAUUUGUUACUCGUUUUGAGAAAAAAAAGAGCUCAAGUCGUAUAAGAAAAAACUAUUAUCAGUUUAAUAUUAAAAAAUCAGAUACUGCAACAGUUUGAUUUUAGAUGACAAUUUACAGACAUGUUUACCCUCAAACUCUUAAAAUUGUACAUUAUCAUCACAAAAUUGUUUAAAACAUUAUCUUAAUUGUAAAAAAAUAAAAAUACUGUAUAUAUACUGUAUACACCUCAAAAUCAUACAUUGUAUGCCAAAAUCUUAAGAGUAAACAGGUCUGAAUUCAUAGAAAAAGUUGGGGGGGGGGGGGGGCCACAAAAAAAAUAAGCUUUGCAAAAACAGGUCAGAAUUCAUAGAAAAAGGGGGGGGGGGGGGGGCCACACAAAAAAUCAGCUUUGCCAAAAAUUGUGCAACUUCUAGUCUCAAAUGAUGUACAUAGCAUUUUUCUAAGGAUUUUUUAAAACUCACUCACUUGGGGUUUUGAUUCUUGAAUAAAUUGAUAGUCUUUGGAUCCUCCAAUUGCGCAACAAUAGUUUGUUUUUUUUAAUGUUUGAAAAUCUUUUUAUUUUAAAAAGAGAAGACUUGUAUGUCUUAGUUGCAUUACGUUUAUGCAAUUUUCCUUCCCUCUAUCAUCAUGCAUUGCUAAUCAAAUGGUUAUUCUGACAACUUCUUUAUUUAGUGUCUAUCAGCCCAUGAAAUCCUAGAAGCGUUUCACUUGGCUUCACAAACUAAACUAACAGCUGAAGAGUUCACCUACCUGUGCCCAGCAAUAGUCUUUCAGCUGGACUUGGAUCUCUGCAAGCCUCAUCAUGCCCACGAAGAUAAAACUGAAGAUACGAUUCAUGGCCCAGUGGAGAAUGUGAAUCUUUCAAAAAUACCAUCCAAAGGUAGUUCACAACUUAAUGGCAUCCUCAAAAACAUAGAUAAAUAUUUCAGUUGGACCUGAAUAAUACAUUUUUUUAAUUAUACGAUUAUUUCCCUGAAAGAGUGUAGAGACCAAUGGAUUAAAUUAUAAACUUUAGACCAAUAAUUGCAAUGGCUAAAUUCAUUUUAAUUGUCCUUGCUAGAUUUUCCAAUGCUUUUUAUAACGUCCAAUGGCCAAUGACAAUAAAUCGGUACAACGCUGCUUGUGUCCACACUGCUAAACAGAGAAACUUGAAAUCAUGAGCAUAAACUGAGGGCUUUUAUUUGGAUGAAAUUACACAAUGAUGAAAUGUUUUUCAUAAAGCGUGAUAUGCUUGCCGGAUGAAUAUCUCCCGCUCUAUUUGUCCGGUCGCCUUGCAUGUAGACACUGCCUUGUGUUUAUCGAAGCGAACCGCGAUCUCCAAAUCAUUAUUCAAUUCUCAAUUGAUCCGAUCGUGAUUCAUACUUUUACAAGGCUAAAAAAUAAUUCAGACUUUUUUUGUUUUUUGUUAAAGCUUUCUCAAUUAAAUGGUUAAAUCUAUUGAAAGCGGUGGGUACAAAACUCUGAUCGUUUUAAUGCCAGAGUCAAAGAAAUGUUUCCAGACUCACAGAUUGCUAGAAGAAGAUUGUUAAGAAAUAUUGCUAUGAAACAAGGACAAGCAUAAAAGUUGAUACUCUUUCUAACUUGCUUGUAACUAAAAUCAACUGCAAUGCUAACCUUCAGUUGUCCAAAGAGCUGUUGGACAUGUGCAAAAAGGCCACGAGGGAUAUGCUGGAAAACUGAACUCUUAGCAGCCUGUGAACAUAUGUAAUUUACAUAUGUGCACAAGCUGCUAAAAGUUCAGUUUUCCAACAUAUCCCUAGUGGCCUUUUUGCAUUGUAAAUAAAAUGGAUAUUCUGUUAUAUAUUUAGUAUAUAUCUGUGGCCUAUAUAAACAUUUCCUAUAAUCUUUUUUCUCAUGUUCUUUGGACUUUUCAAAGACAGUGGGGGUAACUUUAUAUUUACUUUAAAAAAGGCUUGUGCAUUAGUUUAUAGAUCUUAAACCAAAGCCCCCCCCCCCCCAAUUGGCACCACCCUCUUGGGGCAGCAGCCUCUCUUCCCCCUUCAUGCAUCCCCCUACAGAUUUUUUUUCUUGGCAGGUAGGCAGGUCUGAGUUUAAAAGGGUACAAGUAAUCCACUGUUUGGCAGCAUUUGAAUUAUUCUAUUUUGGAAAAAUUGUGAAUUUUUAUGAUCAAUUGUUAUUCCUGAGAUUUGCAUUACGAUCACAAACAAAUUUCAUUGAUUUUAUUUCAUUUUACUCGUUGCAGUUUGGGGGUUCAGCUUCAUUGCCGUUCUUAUCAUCAGUCUGGUGGGUCUGCUUGGUGUCGCUGUCAUCCCAAUCAUGCAGAAAGUUUUCUACAACCACUUGCUUCAGUUCCUGGUGGCCCUGGCCAUAGGGGCUUUGUCUGGGGAUGCUUUGCUGCACCUGCUGCCUCAUGUAGGUGGAUAAAUUAGACCCUGUUCACCUCAUGUAGGUGGAUAAAUUAGACCCUGUUCACCUCAUGUAGGUGGAUAAAUUAGACCCUGUUCACCUCAUGUAGGUGGAUAAAUUAGACCCUGUUCACCUCAUGUAGGUGGAUAAAUUAGACCCUGUUCACCUCAUGUAUGUGGAUAAAUGAGACACCAUUCACCUGAUAGUGUGGAUAAAUGAGACACUUUUCUCCUCAUGUAGGUGGAUAAAUUUGACACCAUUCACCUGAUAUAAUGGAUAAAUUAGACAUUUUUCAACUUAAGCAAGUUAAUAAAUUAUUCAUUUUUCUCAUGUAGGUGGGUAGAUAAGACUAUUCACCAUUGUAUUAUGAAUUUUAAAUUUUUAUAGAGUUUCAUCCCUUUUUUUUCUUUUUUUCAAAUUUUAUUUUCUUAAAUGAUCUAAUCAUCAAAUUAAAUUGCUUUUUUUAUUUGUGAAAUGAAUAUAUCUAUUUUUGUCUGCAACUUUGAAACCAGUUCUCAGUGUAGUUAUACUGAUAUAAUUUCUCAGUGUAUUUGAAUAAUGUUGUCAGAUCUCCAUGUGAUUCAAUAUCCUCCACCCUCAGGCUAUAAUUGGAUCAUCCACUCACAAACAUGAUCAUGAUGCUGAGAUGGCUGAGGAACAUGACCAUUCAGCUGCAGCUUGGAAAGGUUUGAUGGCCCUUGGAGGCAUUCUGUUCUUCUUUGUCACUGAGAGACUGCUGACGAUAAUCACGGUGAUUAAACGAAACAGAAAUUCAAAGGUGAGAUGGGUCGAUGGUCUUCCUUUCCUUGGGUCAUCUGUUGGAUAUUUGUUGUCAUUUUAUUUAAAAUUAAAGUGAACAGAUUUCCAGUUUGUUCCUGCUAACCUGGGUCCAAGGUUGAAAUUUAAGAUUGAUUGAAAUACACUCAUUGUAAUGUUCCACACUUGAUAUAACAAUUAAGAACACUGACACGCUGUCCAUUUGCCUUCUUUAAUCAUCUUGCAGAUAUCAGCAAGUUCACAAAUAUAACAAAGUCUAUAAAUUCAUAUCGCCGUAUUAACAAGUUCACAAAUAUAACAUAGUCUAUAAAGUCCAAAUGAAAGAAUAGCUGCACUGAAAAGAAACUUGAUGACCGUUAAAAUCUAUCACGACUUACCACUUCCACUCUCAAAAUCAAGACCACACGCUGCCCUAAAUCCUCGUCUCCCAACAUAAAAGUUAUAAACAUUCUGACAUGCUUUUUGACAGUUCCCAACUUACGACCAAAACAAAAUAUUCAAAACAAAACCCAAAAGAUUUUCACAAAAAGAAUCCCAAUAAAAUUCACGAAACAAAUUACAACUACUUGUGUCCCAGGUAAUUUGUUAAGCUGUUGCAGACUUUUUAAAAUUGGGGGUAAUUUUUUUAAUUUUUUUUUAUUAAGAGUUGAUAAGUCCAAAAUAAAAAAGUAUAUAUUUUAAUCCCAUUACAGCGACAAAACAAGAAGAAAAGAUGUCAAAAAUUCUGUGAUAUAGAAUCCAACAAAACUUCAGUGGGUGCUAAACUUAGCCACAGACAGACCAGCGAGGAUGGGUGUGACCGUACGGUCAUGCUGGUCCACCCCAAUAAAGGUAAGGAUUUCACCAUGAUCUGGCACAGUUGGUCCAUAUUUAUGUUUUGAGCAUGCUGCUGAUGUUGGUAUUUUAUUGUUCAUGUCAUUUCUGUGACUGUAUAGUUUGAAGAGGGGGGGGGUUCUACUUUUCAUAACUCAUAACUCGCGAAAUCAUUAGCGUCAUAACUGUAAAUAAAUUUUCUUUAUUUCUCUCCUUUUAUAGAAAAAUGACAGUUCCUAAAUUUAAACUGUGCAAAAUGUUAGGUAACUCAAAGUGUUGAGUUUUCUAUUAAUUCUAUUCUAUUUGCAUUAUCCACAAAGUUUGUAUGAACCCAUUCACUCCAGAUUUUUGGAUUCCCUAUUGGGGACUUAAUAAAAAUUAUUUAAAUCAUUUGACUCAUGCUAGUUAAUGUAAAGUGUGAAAUCUUGAACUGUGAGAUUGUUUCUUGCGCAUUGUAAUCAGGGAUUGGUCAUUUGAAAUUAGUUUUGAUGGUUUUAACAAUUAUACAUACCACUUUUUAAAAAAAAUCAAAUUUAUUUGUUGGAGCCGCAAAUUUACAAAAGAAUGAAUAAUGGUGUUCUGGUUUCUAUGCAUGCACAGAAGAUGUUGAUGUUCACCUUCUUGUUUGCACGAUUUGCUUCUUAGCAUUUUAAGGUUAUAGCCAAGCUAUGUAGUAACUAGCCUGCCCUAUGUCAAUGUUCACAUUCUGGCUUGCAUGAUCGCUUGUAGCUCUGUGUUAUUGUCACUUGUUGUAGUAACUAUCCUGCCUAUGUUAACCACAUGUUAUUCUAGAUGAGGCCAGUGGAGGAUCUGCCAAUGGUAUGAUCUUUUUUUUUUUUGCCUCACCUUGACCUACUUUUCCCUUGAACCCUAAAGCUUUAUAUUAUAGAGCUCUUCAGCCAAAUGUAACACUGUUCACCUUUUAUGGAUGUAUAUCUAGCUAACACUAUUUAAAUUCUACUGUUCAAAAAAGACCAGUAGGUUUAUUAGGAAUCAAAUGGGAAAUAUGAUAGUGAUUUUAGCUCAUUAUAAUUCCAUGAGUCUUAAUAGACCAAUUGAGGGUCAGUCAGUUCAUUAUAAUUCCACUAGGAUCAGUUGUCCAUUGAGAUGAGUCAUAAAGUAAAUGUACCACUGCAGAGAUUUGGUUGUCAUUGUAUGGAUCUAGAACAGGGAUGGCGCGCCACGUAAUUUUUGGGGCCUGCAGAUGCCUUAUUAAUCACGAAUAAGCUUUUAUAAAUAUAAAUUUCUAACAAAUAAGCGCAAAAAAAUAUCUCAGUUGAUCUUGACACCAAAACAUGGUCAGUAAACAAAACAAACACUCCAAAGCAUAAACUGAACAAAUACACAUGACACAAUUCAAAAAUAAUAAACAUGUUUCAGAUUUGGAUCAUUUUAUACCACUUACAGCUGAAUAAAAAAAAUAUUGUCAGUGCACGCCUAGAGUAUAAGCCAAAUCUCCUUGGGAAAAAAAAUCAACUUCAUAAGGCUUGUUCCUCUUCAGAUUUCGCGAUCAGUGAGUGAUUGGUAUUUGGAUUAUAUAUAUAUAUAUAGAGAGAGAGACAGAGAGAUUAGUUGUAAGGACAUGUGGCCCGCUAAAAUGUUUACUUGCUAUCAAAGUGACCCGCGAAGCCUUUUGGGUUGGCCACCCCUGAUCUGAAAUAAGCCUUCGUUUUUAAUAAGGAUUUCUACUCUAUCUCCAGCUUUACAGCAGGGGUUUUCAAAGUGGGUUUGCAAAUAAUCCUGAGGUGGGGUGCUUCUAAGCUGGGUUUUUUUUUGUACUCAAUAAUAAAUAUGAUGUAUUAGUUCACUAAUGAUGAGAGUGUCUGACUGCGGUAAAGCUUUCAAGUAGAUCAAUGUGACACAAACAGUUUGUGUUAUUAAAACAAUAUAUGUUCAGCUUUAAUAAUGGUUACACAGAAUACAACAGCAAACGUUUACCAAAUGCCUUCAGCAAUGUUUUUUUUUCCUGUUUGGUUUUUAAAUUUUACUUCCACCCACUUCCUUUCUGUUCUCCUGAGCUUUUUUUGUUGUUUAGGGACUUGUGCCCAUUCUUCUUCUUUUCUUGCAUUUUAGGAAAGAUAUUUAUUAUAUGUAAAUUUAAUUUAUACUUAUAAUUUGUAUGAAUGUUUUUUGUGCUGAUGAAGGCAUUUGCCGAAACCUUUGCAAUUGUGUUCUGUGUAACCAUUAUUAAAGCGUAACCUAUAUUAUUUUAUUUGACACAAAUUUUUUAUGUCUCUGGAAUAUUUUACACAUGAUUAUUAUAUAAAACUUUUUUAAAAAUCAAAUUGAAAGGAUUUUUUUGGGGGUGUUUUUUUUUGUAGGGGAGACCAUUGAGAAAAACUUUGAAGACCACUGCGCAACACUUUAAACCAAGCCUUACACCAUUCAUAAUAUUUUACCCUCCAUCAUAUCCCGUCUGCUAACUGAAUCCUUAUGUUUUCUUUAUAACUAUUUGAUAUAAAUUAACCACUCAUAACUCUGCAAAAAUACGUUGGAAUCUGCAUUACCCUGAAUUAAUGAUUCUCAGAAUAGCAUUCAGUAAUUUUCACAUUUAACAGACAUAACGACAUAUUUGAAAAUAAUGCAAUAAAUUUCAUUAUUUUUUAGUUCUAUCCUUUAUGACAAAUUAAUUGGAAUGCACAUGUGUUAAAUCUACCUCUGCUUGUUUACGUUUAUAUUUUGUGCAUAUUGUCUAUUUAAAAAUGUACUCAUAUUACUGAACAAAUUGUAGGUUCAUUCCUAUUGUUAACUUUAAAAAAAAUACUGGUACCAUAUUCAAAAAUGUUUAUUUCGAACAUUUAUUAUAGACCUGGCAUUAACUGUCCCGCUACUGCUUGUUACCAGAUCAUGCUGUAAAAGUACAAAAGUAUUAUUGAAGUACUUCUUCCUCACUGUCUUCUCAUGAGUGCACACAUGACAGUUUGCUGUCAUCAGUGGCGUAGCGAGGGUGUUUGGCGCCCGGGGACAAGAUUCGCGCCCGGGGACAAGAUCCAUUUUUAGCGCCCCUUUUUCUUUUUUUUCAACUCUCAAACCCAUUAUUUUCAUCAAAGCACAUUUUGGCGGCCCAGCUAGCUGGCGCCCGGGGACAUCUGUCCCCCCCCCUGCCCCCACCACGCUACGCCUCUGGCUGUCAUACCUUAACAUCUUUGAUGAUAUCAGAGUACUCAGUACUUUAAACAAAGUUAGAUAUUUUUCAUGAGUUGGGUAAAAUGCUGAAAAGAUCCGACUGGCCGUUACCACCACAGUUAGCUUGGUUUGAAAAGAUCUUCUUUCCUUGUGUAAAUGAUUAGUAAAUCAGUAUUCUCUUGGUCCCUAUUGAAUCAUAGUGUGUCUCAUAGUAACCCCACACCAUCUUCAACGUUCAGAAGACAAUUAUAAAAAUGUGUUUAGCCUUCACGAUAUGUCAAUAAGCUUCACAUUUACUCAUCUGGAAACUAAAAUUUCAUUUAUCAUGAUAAAAUUUUGGAUAUUUAAAAAAAAACAAAAAAACUAAUGACAUUUAAUUCAGAACUUGACGUUUUUUCCACUGUUAACAGAAUUAACAGCAUGGUCAGUAAAUUCUAUAAUUUGACUUUCAGCACUGAAGAGCUAUGCAGAUGCAGCACAUGAAGAGUUCCUGCACCAAUGUGAUGAUGAAAUCACACUGAAAACCAAGACCAAGCAAUUGUCAGAGAAAGAGGCAGAGAUGGAACUAAUGGAAGUCUCAAGAGCUACUGACCAGAAUGGUGUCGGCUUUGUCCACUCUGGUGGUCAUUCUCAUGGCCAUGGUCAUGCACAUGGUGUCCCCACUUCGGUAGCAGCUGUUGCUUGGAUGGUCAUACUAGGUAUGUGAAUUAUUUUUUUCUUAAAUAUCUAAUAAUAAGAAAAGUUAUUGAGUUGGAAAUUGACAAAACUUGAGAGAGAUAGCUUUCUUUUACCCCUGCAAACAUGAAAAUCUUCAUUUUGUAGAGUUAGUAUCAGUUCCCAACCAUAGCCUUGUUUAUAUCCACUUUAUAUUAUAGCUAGGUCUAGAUAGAGAAUGAAUAGACUUAAACAUUUUUCACUUUUUUAAAUUGUAUAGAUAAUAAUUUUUUGUAUCAUAAUUAACUUCUGAAGUUUUGUUUACAUCAGUAUUUGUGUUUCCCCCUUUUCCAGGGGAUGGCAUCCACAACUUUAGCGAUGGCCUGGCCAUCGGUGCUGCCUUCGCCAACAGUAUAACAGGAGGUUUUAGCACAUCCGUGGCUGUGUUCUGUCAUGAGCUGCCCCAUGAAAUAGGUCAGUAGUCCUCACUCUGUUCUGCCUGGAUUUAUUAGUAUUUUUUUUUUGUAUCUCUGUUAUUAAGUGAAUAUGAUGAAAAAUUUAAAAAAUUGUGUUUGUGAGCAUUAAAGAAAGCCAUCGAUUUAUUUCUCAAAUAAAUCUUAGGCCAAUGGACCAGUAGUUAUUUCUGUGACAGACCAUGACCAUAUGAGUUAAAAAAUGUAUUCUAAUUUCUCCAGGGGAUUUCGCUGUGUUGCUCCGCGCAGGGAUGACUGUUAAACAAGCAGUUCUCUACAACUGUUUGUCUUCAUUGCUUUGCCUGGUUGGCAUGUUGAUAGGUGUAGCCAUUGGCAAUAUAUCAUCAGCCUCUUUAUGGAUAUUUGCUACUGUAGGGGGGAUGUUCCUGUACAUUGCCUUAGUGGACAUGGUCAGUAUUCACCUAUUAUCUUUAUAUUCAGUCGGGAUGGUCAGUGUUUACAAUUUAACUGUAGUAUAGAUAAAUGCCAUGAAGUAUAAUAAUAAUCUCAGUGUAUGGACAUUUUAUAUAGUCUAAUUAAUCUUAUAAACUCCAUGUCUGAACAGUUUAUCAGUUUUAACAAAUGCUGUAUUGUUUUAACAGUUGCCCGAAAUGAGUUCAGUUGACCCUAAGAAGGGAGAGAAUCCAUUCCUACAUUUAUUUCUUCAAGUUCUUGGCAUCUUGCUUGGAUCUGGAAUCAUGCUGCUUAUUGCCCUUUAUGAACAUGACAUCAAAAAGUCCUUUGGCUAAGCUGAUUAAAAAGUAUGUCUUGUGUCUUAUCGGUACCCAGAAAUCCUAGAAGGAUAGCAUUUAUUUUUGUCUUUCUUUUGAUCUUUGUUCAUUUCAAGAUAAAAUCUCAAUUUUUUACCUAAGUGCAGUCACGUGCCCUCAUAUUUGCAAACAGCACUGACAUUUCUUUACUGUGCAACCACUAGCUAUUUAAAUGCCGAUUUAUGCAUCAAUUAAAAAAGAUUAUAAAAUAUUCGUAAUUUUCUCUUCAAAAAAAAGAUAAAAAUGAAUUCAAUUUAAUGGUUUUAUUAAAAUAUAAAAAACUGAUACCGCAUAUACUUGUUUAUAAGCCUGUACCGCAUAUACUUGUUUAUAAGCCUGUACCGCAUAUACUUGUUUAUAAGCCUGUACCGCAUGUACUUGUUUAUAAGCCUGUUGGUUCAUAAGCCAACCCUCUUAGUUGUAACCGGUAACAGCCCCAAGUAUGUAAUCUGAAGCCAUAAAAUAAUAUGUCAGUGGAAACAAUGCUGUACCAUAGAAAAUAACACUUUUUAAAAAAAAAUCCAAAGUAAUUAUUGUGCAAUUAAAAAUACUUAAAAACUAAACAACAUGCAGUGUUAUGGAAAAAACAGAUGCUCACUUCGCUUGUCAAACUGUAUUUUUGUGUAUGGUAACCAUACUAUACAUUCCAAAAUUAGGACCUCGGCAAUCUGAAAUGGCUACUUCAUUUCUCAGUGGAGGUACUUUGAUAAUCUCAAAGCCUGGCCAAAUAUCAGCAAUAGUUAAAUGUCUGACCAAACUAUGUGCAGAGCUUUUUUGUUGACUGAUGUCAAUCCCUUUAAUUUGGCUUAUGAACAAGAACAUGCGGU
Messenger RNA from Lymnaea stagnalis (great pond snail), 11431 nucleotides. Lineage: Eukaryota; Metazoa; Mollusca; Gastropoda; Lymnaeidae. The record is from the annotation of a GenBank genome assembly.